Molecule: messenger RNA, 2541 nt
Organism: Colossoma macropomum (tambaqui)
Lineage: Eukaryota; Metazoa; Chordata; Actinopteri; Characiformes; Serrasalmidae
Gene: fam174c
Product: family with sequence similarity 174 member C
Exons: 3
Coding region: 173-595 (140 amino acids)
Cellular component (GO): extracellular region
Source: RefSeq, a predicted model, not a curated record
UCCCCUCAGGACAGUUUUGACAGCAGCACCUAAGUUGCGUCGUCAGUCAGCAACAGGAAGAAAGGCGACACAGUCGGAGCGCUUAUGCUGCUGUCCAGUCGGUUGCUUUAAAAUCCGAAAGGUGGCUGUUUUUCUCGUAACAGUUAUCUGGCUGUAAAAAACGGAGUCUGUAAUGAUGCUACGAGCUUUCUUCUCGGUCUGUGUCCUGCUGGCUGUGUCUCAGGCUGAAGGCCCCACUCCAGCGCCGAACCCCGCUGCUGCUGUUACCAAAGCAGCCGAACACGGAGCCGCGCUGAGCGGCAUCACCAACAAACCCAAACCCGUUGAAAAUAACAUUAAAUCCUUUGGCAACGUGACCCUGUCAAACCUGGAUUUUGAUGGCUCUAUGAUUCAGAGGGCCUUAUAUGUUCUCAUUGGCAUCACCAUAAUCGGGGUUCUUUAUUUUCUCGUUCGAGCGGUCCGUCUGAAAAAAACAACCACGCAGAGGAAAAAAUACGGGCUUUUAUCAAACUAUGACGACACCGUGGAGAUGGCACAGCUGGAGAGCGAUGAAGACGACACGACUGUUUACGAAGCCAAAUCCCUCAGAAGAUGAGUCUGGAGCACUAAGAGGAGGAAGAAUGUAAUGAAGACAAUCCGUUCUUUUGGGCGAUUUGAGAAGAAAUACUGGAUGUUACAAUGCUGGAUGUCUACGUUUUUCAGCAAUAAAGUGGAAUGUGUUCUUGUGAUGGACUACACUGACCAAAAAGGCCAUCUCUGAACUUCUCAGAAGGUCCUGAUUUAUGCAUUGGAAAGAUGGGUGUUGAGUGGAGUGUGGGAUUAAACCUGUUUCAGUGAUGUUUUGUACCAAAACUGCUCAUUUCUCUUUGGGCUCUUUUUUUUCAAUGAGCUCUUCAAACUGUGUACUAAUCAGUCAAGCUAAGUCUCCACCUUUUGUUCAAGGAAACAUGGUACUGUACUUGUUUCAUGUCACUGUCAAUGAUUUAGUUUAACUGAACUUUUUUAACUUUCUCUUUUUUUUUGCUUUAUUGUAAAUCUGUGUUUAAUGGACAGAAAUAGGGGAGGUUUUGUAGGUUUGUAAUUCCAAAAAGUUCUCUUUCGGAACAUUCCUGGUUAGAAAUACACUAUAAAUACUGUGUGAACAUUCUUGGAAAUUUAAUUAUUUUUUGAGUUCGGGAUAUACAAUGAUAUUGGAAUUGUAUUGAUAUCUACAGAUUUGUCUUUCAAAUGUCAAACCAAUAUUUGAUGACUCCAGAAGACCACAAUGUCCAGGAGAUGCUGAGCUACUAUGCAAAAAUCUCUACGUUGUGUUUGCAUUACUGCGUUUGUAACGCUACACAAAUAAAGGUUAGAAUUUCUCCACAGUGCCAAUCUAAGUGGAUGUAUUCCCAGUUUCUAUAUUUUAUAAGUGUUUACACGUUGGUUUGGCCGAUAGGUGCAUGAAAAAUGUUCAAUGUCAACAUGUGGUUACAAUUCCCAUAUCGGUGCAGCCCUGGUUUGAGUAUUUCACAUUCCCACACUUCUUGUUUUGCACUUAGAAAUUGUUGGUAAAGCUUUUAUUUUUUGGCUCGUGCUUGUGUAGCUGUUUUUCAUGGAAGGUAUGAAUGAGCGUUAGGAAACGAAGGCGAACAGAGGGUGUGAGAACUUUCCUCUAACGCUCACAUAUUUUUGCUUAUGUGACCGUCAGAUGUUUUUGUCUGCAGUCUCUUAUGCACAGAUUUCUCAUGUCUGUGAGCUGAUGCUGCCAAAGCUGCAACCCUGAUGACGAAUGCAUCGAUUAGCUGUGAUUUCUUCUCGAUGGAAAUGUGUUAUCUUGUUAUUUUUGUUUGUGCAUUUCUUUCUUUAUUUCAUAAAGGCUGAGAAUGUGAGAUGGACUAACUUUUGUUGAACCUUGUUAAAGUCGUAGUGCUAUUUGGAUGGAAUGCAUGAAAUAUCUGCAGGUAUUUAGUAAUCCACAUUCAGAAGUCUUCAAGUGUGCCUUUUAAGUAUUUUGUUUAAGUCCAAAUGAUUGUGAUUUGAAAUGAUUUGUGAUAACUCUGUUCUCUGCAUUCCUGUAUUUUGAAAAAGCUUUUCUUUGUAAAAUAAUAAUGAGAAGAUUUUAUAUUUAAUAUAUUUCUAAAUCACCCUUUUAAAGAAAUUUAUGUGGAGGGGUAGCAAAUUCAUGGGCUGUUAAUUCAUUUCAUAUAUGAUCAUAUUUUCUGAAAUGUAUAAUUUGCCUCUAAAAAAAAGGCUGUAUAGAGAACAUAUGAGGCCUAAUUGGGACGAUAAGGGUUUGACUUGUAUUGUUCACAUUGAUUUGUGUGAACAAGCCUGAGUGAGAAUGAAAUCACAGAUAAAUACAGUGUCACACUGGAUACCAGUUAAAAGUCCACUUUCCUUUGUCCCACUGUAAUAGUUGCUCCUAAUAGAGGUUAUACAGUACAGUUCUACAGUAGGGUGAGUUUGUGUUUCGGGGGCUGUGCCUCUGCUGCUCUUAUCGAUAACUGCUGUUGACAACAGCAUUUCUUUGAAAUUGCUUUUAAAUAAAGUAUCUUCAGCUAA